Molecule: messenger RNA, 1302 nt
Organism: Tetrapisispora phaffii CBS 4417
Lineage: Eukaryota; Fungi; Ascomycota; Saccharomycetes; Saccharomycetales; Saccharomycetaceae
Gene: UTR2
Product: chitin transglycosylase UTR2
Exons: 1
Coding region: 1-1302 (433 amino acids)
Biological process (GO): carbohydrate metabolic process; fungal-type cell wall organization
Cellular component (GO): fungal-type cell wall
Molecular function (GO): glycosyltransferase activity; hydrolase activity, hydrolyzing O-glycosyl compounds
Source: RefSeq, a predicted model, not a curated record
AUGAAGCUAUCAUUAUUUUUGCUUUCAUUUGUGGCUUUGAUACAGUCAUUAACAAUUGCUUCUGAUUCAAUUUAUUGCAAUACCACAGCACAUUGUCCAGAAUCAAUGCCAUGUUGUUCUUUCACUGGUGUCUGUGGUACAGGUGAAUACUGUUUAGGUUCGUGCAAUCCAGCAUACUCUUAUAGCAUUGACGCAUGUUUGCCUGUUCCAGUUUGUAAAGAUAUGAGUACUUUGUUCAAUAAAUACUCCGAUAAGUUGGUCAAUGCAUAUUCAUAUUUAGGUAAUGCCAGUGAAGCUGAUUGGACAUACACAGGUUACGUUAUGGAUUACGAGGAUGAAGAAAGUUUGGUUUUGGCCAUGCCAAAGAAUACCACAGGUACAGUAUUAUCAACAACUAGAUACAUGUGGUAUGGUAAAUAUAGUAUCAGAUUAAAGACUUCGCAUCUUGCAGGUGUCAUUACUGCUAUUGUGUUAUAUUCUCAAGUGGAAGAUGAAAUCGAUUACGAGUUUGUUGGAACAGAUUUAGAUACCGCUCAAACUAACUUCUAUUGGCAAGGUACUUUAAAUUACAGUAACAGUGCUAAUAUUUCGACAACCGAUACAUUUUCAAACUUCCACACUUAUGAAAUAGACUGGCAAGAGGACAAAACUGUGUGGUCCAUAGAUGGUGUUGUUGGCAGAACAUUAUACAAAAAUGAAACAUAUAAUGCAACAACUGGAGUUUACAGAUAUCCACAAACCCCAAGUAGAAUCCAAAUAUCUAUUUGGCCAGGUGGUGACUCCAGUCAGGGACAAGGUACUAUUGAAUGGGCCGGUGGUGCUAUUGAUUGGGAUGCUGAAGACAUAAGUGAUCCAGGUUACUAUUACAUGAUUUUGAAUGAAGCUAAUAUUACAUGUUAUGACCCACCUAAAGGAACUACCAAGAAUGGUACUUCUUCUUACAAAUUCGUGAGUUCAGACUCAUUUCUCGAGAAGGAUGUUGCCAUCGUUGACGCCAAUAUGAUUUUGAAGAACCUUGGUGAUUCUGGACUAACCAACUAUACUAGUUCGUCAAGCAGUUCCAGUUCCAGUGCUAAGACAUCAAAGACUACCUCAUCCAAGUCUUCCAACAACAAGUCCGACUCGUCUUUUAGUACAGCAGAAUCACAAAUCACAUCGUCUAGUUCCAUUAAUGCUGAACAAAAAACGAAAUUCUUCCAGGACUUGAGCACUACCGCUAAUAGCACCGGUGGUGCAGUUUCUGUACUGACAAAUAAUUGGGUUUCGAUGGUGAUUGGAUUCAUUGUCACCUACAUACUGUAA